Molecule: messenger RNA, 3709 nt
Organism: Oryzias latipes (Japanese medaka)
Lineage: Eukaryota; Metazoa; Chordata; Actinopteri; Beloniformes; Adrianichthyidae
Gene: scamp5a
Product: secretory carrier membrane protein 5a
Biological process (GO): protein transport
Cellular component (GO): recycling endosome membrane; trans-Golgi network membrane
Source: RefSeq, a predicted model, not a curated record
CGCUUCUCGACCCGCCUGCCAUCACGACGAUGCUCAGCGUCCCGUUGCAUCACCUCCACCCGCCGAAACAUCCGGACAUUUCAGACAAACGGAGCAUCGUGAUGCGCGAAAUGACCCACCAUCCGCGCGCGCGUUUUUUGGGGUUGGCCAGAGCUUUUUUACGCGUGCCACAAAGAUGCCCUUCACACUCCUAGCAGUAGUUGUCCACCAUGAUGCACGCACUCAAAGAACCUGCUAAAGCCACAGAUGGAGGAUUUUGGAUGUUAGAAAACGAUGCAGAAUUAAACAAGCUUGAUGUAAACCGUUUUUAUCCCAUUGCUGUCGAUGGUUCUGUGCCCGUGGGUUUUGGUUUUUAGGGCAGCCGAGUCUGGAAUCUGUGUACCUGUUUGGAGGACAACACUGAGCUGUAAUUAUGGCUGAAAACAACUUUCCUCCCCUGCCUCGGUUCAUCCCCCUCAAGCCGUGCUUUUACCAAGACUUCAAUGAAAUCCCAGACCACCAGCGCACCAUGUGCAAGAGGAUCUACUACCUAUGGAUCUUGAACACUGCCACACUAGCUGUUAACCUGAUUGGCUGCCUGGCUUGGAUGUGUGGAGGAGGCGGAGCUACAAACUUUGGGAUGGCCAUCUUGUGGCUGAUACUCUUCACUCCUUGCUCCUAUGUCUGUUGGUUUAGGCCCAUCUACAAGGCCUUUAAGACCGACAGCUCCUUCAACUUUAUGGCCUUCUUCUUCGUCUUUAUGGCUCAGGUGGUGAUCAGUAUUAUCCAAGCUGUUGGCAUUCCGGGAUGGGGAGUGUGCGGCUGGCUGGCCACCAUCACCUUUUUCAGCACCAACAUCGGCUCAGCUGUAGUCAUGCUGAUUCCAACCGUCAUGUUCACUGCGGUGGCUGCGCUCUCCGUCAUCGUCCUCACAAAGGUUCACAACUUUUACCGUGGCAGUGGGGGCAGCUUGGGUAAAGCCCAGGAGGAGUGGACCUCGGGGGCCUGGAAGAACCCCCACGUCCAACAGGCAGCUCAGCAGGCCGCCAUGGGAGCCGCACAGGGAGCCAUACAGCAGAACCAGUACUCAGCAGCUCCCACCUACAACUAUGACGACCCAAUGUAGGACACGCAAAGAGGGCCGAGCAGCAAAGUGGGAGAGCUAAAAAGAGAUCAAAUUAAAAAACAAUUCACAAUUAGGUGCCCUUCAUUGUUCAGUUUUAAUGGGAAAUCGUGGAAGAGAAUGAGUCAGAAAUGGAUUUUUGAGAGACUAUGUCAGACAUUUCACUAUCAAAUCAACCUUUUUUUGUAUUAGUUUUUGCUUUAAGCUGGUCUCUGUGUGUGUGUCACAUGGCAGCUUAAAGCAUUUGAUCUCGGCUAAGCUCUGACAUUUUCCACUUUUCAAAAAUGCUAAAUGUUUCUGCAGAGGCCAUUAAAAAGUCACAACAUGUCAAGCAUUCUAUUAGGGUUGAUUUUAUAUUUGGUAAAUAACAAUUUGUCUUUUUGCCAGGAGUUCAUUGGGAAUAAUUGCAUUGACUAUCAGUGUUAUCUUAGCUUAGCAUAACAAUUAAAGUCUUGGUCUACUAUCAACUAAAGGCACAAAAAUGGACACAACAGCUUGCUUUAUACCCCAACUAACACUUUAUAAAAAGGUUUUGUGGGGGACAUAAGGUUUCACAUUAAUGCCACCAGUGGCUUUAUGGUAGAGUGUCCGCCUGAGACUAGAAGGUCAGGAGUUCAAAUCCACAUCGAAGUCUCUAAAAAUGGGACCCAGUGCCUCUCAGCUAGACACUCAGCAUUACGGGGUUGGAUAUGGCGGGUUAAACCCCCAAAUGGUUCCUGAAUGCAGCUGUGUGUGCAGCCCACGCUUUCCCAGGGGAGGGGUCAAAUUCAGAUAACAAAUUUCACACACCUCGGUUUGUGACAACUAAUGGGACUUUAAUUUAAUUUAGAUAUAUGAUAAAUUUUCUACUAAUUUCAGUCCUUGUCGGUUUCAUGUGCAGAAUUCAGGAAUUCAUAUUUUUGCACCACUUUAUUUGACACAAAAAGGCAAAUAACGUUAACCCUUAUUACAUCUUAAUUUCAAUUACAUGUACUCAGGCCAUUUGCAUUUUUAGAUUCUUUAAUAUUCAAUUGAACAUUUUUUGGAAAAGUGUUUAAAGUCAGAGCUUUUUGAUUGGCGACUUGUUUCUACCAAACGAUUUUUUCUCUAACAUUCUCAGGAAAGUUAGGCUGUUUUAAAGCAUCAACAUGUCUGGCUUUUGUCUAUUUCCUCAUUUGGUUUUUCAUUACUAUUUGAACUGAACAUGCACAAUUUACAGAUUAGCAUACAAAACAUUUUAAAUCUGCAUUAUAGAAGUAAACGGGGUAAGAAAAUCUAAAUGUGUGCAAAAUGGAAAUCAAUUUAAUAUAGUAACAUUUGUUGGUGGUGGUCCUAUCAUCAUAUGGAGUAAUGGAUGUCUGUCUCCCACGUUACCCCUACGUGUAAAUGCUUCAGUGACCACACGAUUCUGGAGAUGUGAACUCCGGGCCGCGCAGUACUUUGUCAUGUUGUGACUGUUGGUGUUAUUCCAUGAAUCUGUGUAAUAAAAAAAAGAAUAGAAUAUUAAAUAAACUCAAAGCGGUCAUUUCUUUUGGGAGUAAAACUAAACUGGAGAAUAUGUGUAGCCCUGGUGAGUCUCUGGUGUGUUUGAGUCAAGAGUUGGUUUACCCGGAGGGGUUUUUGCCUUGUGUAUUUGCAAGUCUCUUCAAGAACUUCUUCCGCUUUCAGUAGAUGGUAAUUACAGUAUAACACAGUAUUAGAUUUGAAAACGAUGUUAAGAUAUGUAUCUGAAUGCUCUUUAUUUUAAAAAAAAUUGUGAUUUGUCUCGUCUGAUUGUGGCAGUGUGGUAUUCAGUAAGCUGUUUGUUUGACUUUUUGUGUUUUCUUUGAUUUUUGACAAAACCUCGGUUUUUUUUCUCUGUUCAUUGAAAUGAUAUGUGUGUGGAUGGGUCAUUUGUGUCUUUCCAUAGCUGUAGUCCUUUCAGAGGAUUUUCCUUGAGAAACUAUUCACCUUUCAAUGCAAACUAAAUCACAGUUUACAGUUCAGCAAUACUAGUUUCUAAAUAUCCAAAUAAAACGGAGUCGGAUAUUAGCCUAAAACAAGCUCGGAUAAAAAUGAACACUUAUAAAAUGGGGUGUUCUGAAAACAAAAGCACCCUCUCGUCGUGAAGCUAGAGCACAGUAGUACAAAUUUGAAAGUUGCAAACAUUUUCACCAGCAGAUAUUCAUGGCAUUUGGUGUCUUUUCCUGUAAGCAGCACUGCACCUUUUGCUCGUCUGUGAGAAAAUGCACAGCAGAUUCUUUCUCUAAAUAAAGUGUGAAGAACUGCACAAAGAUGAGGAAAACAACUUUUUUUUUUGUUUGUGUAGUAAAGUGUGACGUUCCUGCAGAAAUGCACCUACAGUUCAUGUUAUGGAAAUGUCAGCUGCACUGUAGGAACAGUGGACUGUGCAUAUUUAUGUUGCUCAAUCGAAGCCAUUUCCCAUAAUCAAACCCAUGCUCUCACUUCUACUGAUUGUUGUAUGAAAUGUAUUAUCAUGUACAAUACUAUAAUUAGAAUAUAGAGCCGUUAAAAGGACAUAUUUAUCAUGAAGGGGUGUGUCUUUAUGGGUGGUGUGAACGAGGAAAACAUUUUUGUGUAUUAUUUUUGUAUUAUUUGGUCUUAUCCUAAUAAACAUUAAAUAGUUCA